AUGAAAAGUGAUGUAUCAAAAACAGAGGAGACUGAUUCAAAAAUAGCGAAUUCCAAAAAGCGUAACAUAGAAAAAAUCACCUCUCCAACAAAAAUACCGAAAACAGAACCUGAUUCAUUAAAUCAACAUGAAAAAGACAACUUAACAGAAAAUAAAAAUGAUUAUCUAAAUGAUAUAAGAAUAACUCAACACUAUGAGAACAUGCCAAAUAUAAUAGAAAAGAAUCAAGACAGUUGUAAUAUAAUAAUAAAUGAUAAAAAUAAAAUGAAAAAGAAAAAAAAUGGAAAAGACAGAAAAAAUAAUUUUGCUGAGGAGACAAAAAAAACAAUUCAAAAAAAAAGCAAUGUAAAGGAUAAAAAUAGAAAGAAAGAACUCAAAAAGAACAAAAAGGUAACGAGUGAUGAAAAUGUGAAGAAUGAAGAAUAUGAAGAGGAAGAGGAUGAAAAUGAGCAGAAUGAAGAUGAGCAGGAUGAAGAUGAGGAAGAUGAAGAGGAUGAAGAUGAGGAAGAUGAAGAGGAUGAAGAUGAAGAGGAUGAAGAUGAAGAGGAUGAAGAUGAGGAAGAAGAAGAUGAGGAAGAAGAAGAUGAGGAAGAUGAGGAAGAUGAAGAUGAGGAAGAUGAAGAUGAGGAAGAUGAAGAGGAUGAAGAUGAGGACGAAGAUGAAGAGGAUGAAGAUGAGGAAGAAAAUGAUGAUGAGGAAGAAAAUAAUGAUGAGGAAGAAAAUAAUGAUGAAGAAGAAAAUGUUGAUAACGAAGAAAAUGAUGAUAACGAAAAAAACGAUGAAGAAGAAAAUGACGACGACGAAGAAAAUGACGAUAAAGAAGAAAAUGACGAUGAGGAAGAAAAUGACGAUGAGGAAGAAAAUGACGGCGACGAAGAUAAUGACGACGACGAAGAUAAUGACGAUGAAGAAGAAAAUGACGACGACGAAGAUAAUGAUGAUAAUGAAGAAAAUGAUGAUAAUGAAGAUGUUAAUGAAAUUAAUAUUGAAAAAAAUAAAAAAUCAGCUCGUAAAUCUGUGCAUUUAAAAGAAACCCCAAACGAUGAAAAUGAUGAAGAAAAUUUAGAUGAAGACGAAAAUGUGGAUAAAGAAAAAAGUGAUGAAAAUAAGAGUGAAAAGAGCGAUAACGAAAGUGUUGCAAGUGAAGCAAGCGAUAUAAAAAAAAACGAUCGUCUAUUCGCUUCUAUGAAUGAUUAUAAUUCACCCAAUAAAUUAUUCAGUGAACAAAUGGGUAAGCUGAAUAUUUUUGGAAACGUUAGUAUUGAUAUAGAGAAAUUAAGAAAAAGUUUGAAUAAAAAUAAAGGAAAAGUUGAUGAAAAGAAGGAAGUGAAAAUGACUGAAACGGAGAAUGCUUUUGAGAAUAGCAUAAAAAUAAGCAAGUUUAUAAAAAAGAAUGAAAAGUAUGACUGGUCAGGUUAUUUACCAGUGAAAAUUCAAAUAAUGAAAAAUACAGAAAAUAAAAAAUUUAGAAUUUUAUGUUUUCAAAAAGGUAGUGGUAGAUUGUUUUUAAAUACGGAUAUUUUUGAUGGAUUCAAAAUUAUACCAUCCAAAAAUUUGUCGGCAUUAUUUUCUGGAAGAGAUAUAUGUGAUGAGAAAAAACUCAACCAGUAUAUAGUCACCUUUAUAAGCAGUAGCUCAAGGGAUGAAUUUGUUAAUAAAAUUAAAAAUAUUACAAAGAAGGAUGAAAAUUAA
Messenger RNA from Plasmodium gaboni, 1692 nucleotides. RefSeq lists its product as hypothetical. The transcript is spliced from 9 exons. NCBI's taxonomy places the organism in Eukaryota, Apicomplexa, Aconoidasida, Haemosporida, Plasmodiidae. Gene Ontology annotation, biological process: intracellular transport. The record is from RefSeq and is a predicted model, not a curated record. Bases 1 to 1692 code for a protein of 563 amino acids.